Molecule: messenger RNA, 1914 nt
Organism: Carya illinoinensis
Lineage: Eukaryota; Viridiplantae; Streptophyta; Magnoliopsida; Fagales; Juglandaceae
Product: serine/threonine/tyrosine-protein kinase HT1-like
Exons: 3
Coding region: 720-1784 (354 amino acids)
Biological process (GO): protein phosphorylation
Molecular function (GO): protein kinase activity; ATP binding
Source: RefSeq, a predicted model, not a curated record
UAACGCGCAGAGAGAGAUAGAGAGAGAGACGAGGCGCCAGUUCUGCAUAUGCUUUCACUGCACACGAGGAACCACACCAACUGCACCAUCCCAACCCAACCGACUCUCUCUCUCUCUCUCUCUCGCACACAUUUGUUUUCAUUCUUACCUUCAAGCGCUCUAAACUUUGGGUGUAACUGCGUUUAUGGGUGUGUGCAAUCAUCAUAUGUUAUAGCUUUGGCUUUGGAAGAUCAGAAACCGUGUGUUUCCAGCUAUGUUUCGUUCGAAGUGGUGGUUUCUCCGUCCGUUGUGCCCCCUUUCGUUUGCUUUAGAAACAAGUUGUCGUACUUGUAAAUGAAAGUAAAAUACUCCUACGUAUUUUGGCCGUAGUUUUUUUUUCAUUUUCUUUCAUUUUUCUUCUUAUGUUUUUUUAAAAAUCUGCCGAAAAUUUGUUUUUACUUUUAUUUUUUGUGGUCGUAUAUCUGAGAAAAUCAAGAGUUCUGAAUUUCAUGGAUGAUUUGCUGGCUUGAGUUCUGUUCAUCGGUGCUUGAAUGCUGGAAACUCCGCAAUGUAGUGGGAUAUGGAACUGUUCGAAGCUAGCAAGUUCAGUUUUUUCCCUUCUGGGUCUUCUUCAACUUAAGCAUUUAGAAGGGAUUUACUUCGUUUUGGAAUGUACAUUUGGUUCAAGACGCUAAGGGGGACCUGAUUUAAGUGGUUUUGAUGAGUUUUCGCUCAGACCCAUGAAGAACUUAUCCUGGUUUAAGCAGAUGUCCACCAACGGGAAAUCUGGGAGGAGGCUUUCGCUCGGAGAGUACCGGCGGGCGGUAUCGUGGUCCAAGUACUUGGUGUCGUCGGGGGCGGAGAUAAAGGGGGAGGGAGAGGAGGAAUGGAGUGCAGAUAUGUCGCAGUUAUUCGUCGGCAGCAAGUUUGCAUCAGGGAGGCAUAGUAGGAUUUAUAGGGGUUUAUAUAAGCAGACGGAUGUGGCCAUUAAGCUGAUAAGCCAGCCGGAAGAGGACGAGGACUUGGCUGCCAUGCUUGAGAAGCAGUUCAUUUCGGAGGUUGCUUUGCUAUUUCGGUUGCGGCAUCCGAAUAUCAUCGCUUUUGUUGCAGCUUGUAAGAAACCUCCGGUGUUUUGUAUCAUCACUGAGUAUUUAGCUGGAGGUUCAUUGAGGAAGUACCUCCAUCACCAGGAGCCACAUUCUGUUCCAGUCAACCUAGUUCUGAAAUUAGCCCUUGACAUUGCACGUGGGAUGAAAUAUCUUCAUUCUCAAGGGAUACUUCACAGAGAUCUGAAAUCAGAAAAUCUGCUGCUCGAUGAAGAUAUGUGUGUGAAGGUAGCAGAUUUUGGUAUUUCAUGCUUAGAGACGCAGUGUGGCAGUGCAAAGGGUUUCACAGGCACUUACCGUUGGAUGGCUCCUGAAAUGAUAAAACAAAAACACCACACAAAGAAAGUCGAUGUUUACAGUUUUGGCAUUGUUCUAUGGGAGCUUUUAACUGCAUUGACUCCAUUUGAUAACAUGACUCCAGAGCAGGCUGCAUUUGCAGUCUCCCAUAAGAAUGCAAGACCACCAUUGCCACCCACAUGUCCUGCUGCAUUUAGUCAUCUCGUCAGCAGAUGCUGGUCAAGCAAUCCAGAUAAACGACCACAUUUUGAUGAGAUAGUUUCUACCUUAGAAAGUUACGUGGAAUCCCUCGAGCAAGAUCCCGAGUUUUUCUCAUCCUUCAAACCUUCCUCUGAUCACACCCUUUUUCGAUGUUUGCCAAGAUGCAUUGCUCGUGAUAGAUCUGCUUCUUUAAAAGCUUAAAGCCUCUUCCUUAGCUACCUAUGAUGCAAGAAGUGUAUCAUAUGAUUGUCUGGCUUAUCUGUUCAAUUAUGAUUAUGGACUUUGUAAAAGAUUUUGCUUUAUAUAUAUAUAUAUAAUUUAAGUAAAAUAA